Molecule: messenger RNA, 3562 nt
Organism: Menidia menidia (Atlantic silverside)
Lineage: Eukaryota; Metazoa; Chordata; Actinopteri; Atheriniformes; Atherinopsidae
Source: the annotation of a GenBank genome assembly
UAAAUUUUCACACUAGAGGGCACCACCAAACUGGUCCACAAACGUCUCUUUGGCUAUGUCAUUUCCUUUCAAGGCAUCAAAGUUUUGUAGUUCCUGUGCUGGUGACCUGUCAGCGUUGUAGUUACAUGCUGUCACAGCUGAUACAUUCUGUCCUCUAGGUCCUCCUUCCACAGACUCAGUGACUACUGGGGCGUUGGAGACGCUCUGGAUGGUUCCCUUUUGUUUUUACAGCAGUGAUGCAAGACAUUUAACGUGCUAACGGCUAAAGCUAGCACACUGCCACUUAACUUGACAGCUAGCUGGUCUGCUAGCAUUUGCGGUAGCUAGCGGUAUUAGUUAGCUUUCCUGCUGUUAGUUAGCUCGACUCAUAGCAGUGGAAGAGUCGGAAGCCGCCCACCGCUCCAAAGUAGCGUUCCGCACGAAAGAGUAAAAGAUGGAGGCGCAAACCUCCCGUGAUCUUCUGCUGUCCAGGAAGAGAAGAAGAGAGGGUUCCAACGGGGAGACUGAGGAGGGAGAAAGACUCAUUAAAAUCCCCAGAUGCACCGUUGGAUUGAAACACCCUGCACCUUUUGCAGAUGAGCUUGAGCCGGCUGACGGUAAACCGUACAAGAGAGUCAGCAUGGAAGAGGCAAAGAGGGCAACGCCUCCUGACAGACCCGUGCGAGUCUAUGCAGAUGGCAUCUUUGAUGUUUUCCACUCGGGUCAUGCCAGAGCUCUCAUGCAAGCAAAAUGCCUCUUUCCAAACACACACCUCAUCGUUGGGGUGUGCAGUGAUGACUUAACCCACAAAUACAAGGGCUUCACAGUGAUGAACGAGGACGAGCGAUACGACGCCAUCAGGCAUUGCCGCUAUGUGGACGAAGUGGUGCGAAAUGCUCCCUGGACGCUAUCGCCGGAGUUCCUGGCAAAACAUCGCAUUGACUUUGUGGCACACGACGACAUCCCGUACUCCUCAGCCGGCAGUGACGAUGUGUACAAGCACAUUAAAGAAGCUGGUAUGUUUGCUCCGACCCAACGGACAGAGGGCAUUUCCACCUCUGACAUCAUUACCCGAAUUGUCCGUGACUAUGAUGUGUAUGUGAGACGCAACCUGCAGAGAGGAUACACAGCUAAAGAACUCAACGUCAGCUUCAUCAAUGAAAAGAAGUACCACCUGCAGGAGCGAGUAGAUAAGGUGAAGAGGAAGGUGCGUGACGUCGAGGAGAAGAGCAAAGAGUUUGUCCAGAAGGUGGAAGAGAAAAGCAUCGACCUGAUCCAGAAAUGGGAAGAGAAAUCUAGGGAGUUCAUUGGAAACUUCUUGCAGAUGUUUGGGCCUGAAGGAGCUCUGAAGCACAUGCUGAAAGAGGGAAAAGGCCGCAUGCUGCAAGCCAUCAGCCCCAGGCAAAGCCCCAGCAGCAGCCCCACCCGGGAGGAGCGCUCUCCCUCACCCACUUUCCGCCUCCCCUUCUUCUCCAAGACAUCUCCCCCCCCCUCACCCCCCCACCACAGCGGGGCGCGCGGAUACCUCAUCAGCGAGGACGACGACGAAGACGACGACAACUAGACCUCUUUAAUUGCGCUCUGACAGGUCAGAUGGGAGUGAACAGAGCGGUUGAGCUGCCUGGUUUUCGUCCAACCCCCAUUUCGAAUUCUGUUUGUUUUAUGGUUUUACUUUUAGCACUUCAGUGUUAGAUUCACAUUCAAAGCCAGACUUUCUCCAGCUCAAGCUUUUAACAGCCAUUUUCCAUCUUUUUUUCUGCUUAAUGGUCGGUGAAGGUUAAAGUUACAUCUGCACCCUUUGAGUUCUUUUAAAAGUUACAUGUAUCAAUUUUUUUUUUGUUAGUCACUCGCUGCCACUGGAAUAUUUUCAGUAGCAGUGGCUCUCUUCACCGCUCCAGCUCUGCCGAUAGGUGCUUCGUUGUUUGCAGGUUUUUGGUAUCUUGUUGCACCAGAAAUUGUAGUUUUGAUGGGAAGCUUUAUUAGAGCAGGUUGGAAAACCUUGAAAUGAUCUGCUGCGAGACAGUUUAUAUUCUGCUGAUGGUAACAUGAAACCAAGCUCUCUUUUCUCAUAAAGUGACAGGAAAUCUCCAGAUCAGGUGAGAUCCCAGCGGAAUCUGAGAGUGGAUGCUAAGCGCAGUGUUUUUCUACCGGUGUUGUCUGCAUCGGGUCCAAGUGUGUUAGUGUAUGUGCAUGCAGUGUGUGAGCAAACUCUGCAGAUCAGCAUGUUCCACCUGUUGACAGAUCUGAGCUCUUAACUUUAUUGCUUAUAGUAAUAAAUUUGCUUUAGAAUUUAUUGUCUUCUGACGAGAAUCAGUCUUUGGAAGACUAUUUUCAAACAAGGCGCCUUUCAGUGGCGUGUGGGAAUGGAUGACACGUUUUAAAUGUUGUUGAAGAAUUGCUUAUUUUUGGAGUCUUUCAUUCCUGUGCUUUUUCAGUGUGGGCAGAGAAUCAGCACCAGGAAGGUGGGCUUUUUCUGUGUUCUUCUCUCUUAUGUUAUCUAGAUCUGGGCCUGUGGAAAAGUGUUGUGAUGAUAACGUAUUUGGUUUUUGUAUAUCUAAAGUAAAUACGCACCCUACUUCACUCGAGAACAUGGUCAGCUGGAGUCCAUUUAGCAACAGAUGGGUUUCUUUCAUGAACAACGCAGAGCAAAAUGUACACAGCUUCCCCAAAAAUUGUAAGACAGGACUUCCAUUAAAGCUGCUUCUCAUAUGUGAGUUUAGAGGAUUUAACGGAUCAGAUGGUACUGGAGAGGAGUUGGAUCUAAACACUCCAGAUCAUCCUUUAUGUAGCUACCUCCUUCCACUGUUUCCCAGGAUAAGCACAAAGUCUGAGGAUUAUUUUUCCUUCCUGGGUAGAAUGAAGUCAGCUGACUGUCAAAAAUGAGGGUUUUCCUGUCCUCUCUUGUGUCCCAAAUGUGUCGUGUCUCCUUUGUCAGCAAGAACAAGACAUCAUGUGAUCAGAGGAUGUAAUGCAAUGCUGUUGUCGACUGAGAUAAAUGUUAAAAGAUGUCAGACCCAUCUGUUCUAGGCUUGGUUUCCCAUUAGCUCCUUUUGGUUUGAAACAAUCAUUGCUGGAACAACACAGACCAUUUCUAUUCUCAUGGAUGCAAAAUCAGAUUUCAUUAGGGGAAAAUAAUUCAGAUCUGGUGUAAUUCGCAGAGAAUAAACAAACAUCCAGCCCACUGUGGUGCUAAGCUACUUUUGGGAAGCCUUGCCUUGAUUCUCGUGGAAUCUUUCUUUUUGAAGCAACGUACACCUUAUCAUUACAAGCAUGUCCAUAAGGAGAAGAGCGGUAAGCCAACAACAGCCACUACUAAUAACAAUAAGAGGCAAAAAAAAAAUGUUUUAAAAAAAGUUGUUUUAAUCAUGUUUUAUGUUACUGUUUGGGGUUAUUUUUGUCUGGCAAUCUUGAUGUAGAGGAAAGAGCAAAAUAAAAUGUUGGCCAAAGCAUUGUCCAUUUCGUUGUGUUUAUUCAGUCAGAAUUCUAAAUUCUCAGUGUAUCUUUUUAUUUUAUUUCAAGCUUGUGUAAUCUCUGUAAAACAUUUUUUUAAAAGGACUUAAACAAAGGUCUUAAAAAAAGUGAA